UGCGCGGCGCCCGCCUCGGUGCGCGCGGCCCACGGCGCGGCCUGCGCGCGAGCCUGAGGUACUUUCACAGAGCUACAAUGGAAAAGUCCUGGAUGCUGUGGAACUUUGUGGAAAGAUGGCUGAUAGCCUUGGCUUCGUGGUCUUGGGCUCUCUGCCGUAUUUCUCUUUUACCUUUGAUAGUGACUUUUCAUCUGUAUGGAGGCAUUAUCUUACUGUUGUUGAUAUUCAUAUCAAUAGCAGGUAUUCUCUAUAAGUUCCAGGACGUCUUGCUGUAUUUUCCAGAACAGCCUUCCUCUUCACGCCUUUAUGUUCCCAUGCCCACUGGAAUUCCACAUGAAAACAUUUUCAUCAGAACCAAAGAUGGAGUUCGUCUAAAUCUUAUUUUGAUAAGGUACACUGGAGACAGCUCACCCUACUCCCCAACGAUAAUUUAUUUUCAUGGGAAUGCAGGCAACAUAGGCCACAGGUUACCAAAUGCGUUGCUCAUGUUGGUUAACCUCAAAGUUAAUCUUUUGCUUGUUGAUUAUCGAGGCUAUGGAAAAAGUGAAGGAGAAGCAAGUGAGGAAGGACUCUACUUAGAUUCUGAAGCUGUGCUGGACUAUGUGAUGACGAGACCUGACCUCGAUAAGACAAAAAUUCUUCUUUUUGGCCGUUCCUUGGGUGGAGCGGUGGCUAUUCAUCUGGCUUCUGAAAACUCACAUAGGAUUUCAGCCAUCAUGGUGGAGAACACAUUUUUGAGCAUACCGCACAUGGCCAGCACUUUAUUUUCCUUCUUCCCCAUGCGCUACCUUCCUUUAUGGUGCUAUAAGAACAAAUUUUUGUCCUACAGAAAAAUCUCUCAGUGCAGAAUGCCUUCCCUUUUCAUCUCUGGACUCUCUGACCAGCUGAUCCCACCAGUAAUGAUGAAGCAACUGUAUGAACUCUCGCCAUCGCGGACUAAGAGACUGGCCAUUUUUCCAGAGGGAACGCAUAACGACACAUGGCAGUGCCAAGGCUAUUUCACAGCGCUCGAACAGUUCAUCCGAGAAGUCAUGAAGAGCCAUUCUCCUGAAGAAAUGGCAAAAACGUCAUCUAAUGUCACAAUUAUAUAAUGUGUCUCUUUGAUUAAUGCAUUGUGUUUUAAUGUGUGCAGAAUGAUGAAGAAUGUUCCCUUCCAGAAGUGCGUUACGUCUGUACCUGUCUGAAGGGUGACUUUAAACUAUGAAAGGACCUCAGUGCUCCUUUGUUAUGAUCCAAAUGGUUUUUUUACGUUUUUGGAACUAUAAUUCUUGGGAUUAUUUCAUACAUCUCCAUCAAAACUUUCAAUGUCAUUAUGUAUCCAUAUCUUUAUUAUGUCACUAUAAUAGAGAUGAUUCAAAAGUUUCUUGUUGCUAAAAUGAUAUAAUCUGUGUUAUACUUGGGUUACUGGCUAUCUGUGGAAAGAUAUAUGUAAACAAGAAACCUUUGGAUGUUAAUCCUGUAGUAAAUAUUGGACAAUCACGGUAAGCAAACUUAUUCUGUAACUGCAUUUUUCACCUUAAAAGUUAAAAUGAGAUGCAUGAUGGUAUUUUAUUCCUUGACUUAUGCAAUGCAACAUUUUUAAUGUAAAUAGCACUGAUCAUAUACGAAUGUAUAUGGUUACCUGGGUUAUAUCUAUUUUUAUGUAAAUUCUAUUUUGUUUUUGGCAAGAAGUGAAAUUGAGGCCUGUGUGCAGGUUGCCAUUGAAUUUUGCUCUGGUAAAUGCUGAGGUCCAGCUUUUUGUUACAAAUAAAUGGGACCCUGUUUUCCAAUAGAAAUGUACCGUGUUUUUGUUAGGUACAGCCUGGAUCACGGCAUGUGGAAAUAGAAAUCUAGAAUUUUACUGCAGCUUUGGUGUGCAUAUUUGAACUUUUUAACAUUUGUAAUUUUGGUGGCAAAGAGAAUUUUAGCUUCUGUCCAUUUUGUAAGUCUACAGCUGAAACACUAAUAGCAGUCAUAGUGAAGAUUAGAACUUGAUAAAGAAUUAAGUUAGGAGGUCUCACUUUACUGUACAUAGUAUUUUACAAAAAUUUUCGUAUUUGAUUCUUAAGUUCCAAUACCUAAGAUAUCUCAAACCCACCAAAAGUGAGAUAUCAAUUAUUGGACUUUUAAAAAAUAAAAGUUAAAUAAAAACACUAUGUUCUUGGUUUGAUGUUCCAGUGGUUGUAAGAUAGAAUUCCUGCAUCAAAAGAGAAUUUUAGAAGGUCAUUUAUUUACUUACAUUAAAAUAUUUUACAUGUAGGAAUAUGAAAGGAAUUCUAGAACAUUUUGAUCCAGAACCCAUUGCCAUAUUUAACUGUUAAAUUGUAGGUGAGAUGUAGUGUUUAGACAUAUGGAAGAGAAGAAAAAUGUUUAAAAGAUACUUGAGACCUACAGAAUUUAUUUUAACAAAAAUAUUAGCUAUGCGGCAUAAUAAUGCUUUUUGUCCAUACUUACUCCAGGUUGUCCUCAACAGUUAGACAUAACUGAACUGUGUACAUUACUAUGCCAGCUUUAACAUGGUGUUUUGAAUAUUUCAGCUGUUCAUUGGCUUUCUUCAGGCACCUAGAGCAGAAAAAUAAUCAUUAAUCUUGACUUUAAUUUCAAACACUUUCCACAGAAACGGGGCUGGAAGUGCUCCUGCCAAACAGCAUUACCGUUCACUUUGUGCCAGUAUUUAGAAAGAAUAAAUUAUAGCAAGUAUGUUUCUAAGGAAAAAAAAAAGUUUUCUAUAAAUUAUGAACUGUAAAAAAAGUCUUGCUUUUUAAAAAGAGUCAAUAGUGUAUAUCAUGGAAGGUGUAUUUUGUAUCUAUAAAUUCACCACAGUCAAAGGCUACUUGUCACCGUGUCAAUCUUUGCAAUGUAGAAUGACUAUCCUAAAUAGCAAUGUAUGAAGAAAAAGGUUUAUACAACAAAAUGUAGUAUAUUUAGCCAUGUACUUAACAUGGAAACCCUUGCCCUGGGGUCAUUUUUUAAAGUUUACAGAAAGCCUUGUGUUUUUGUGUAGUCCUUUAGUCUCCUACACCUGGAGGAAUGUACCAGCUUUAGUUUUAAAUGUUCCACUGGUGAAGUGUAAAGUUUUUCUUCAUAGGUGUUCUGCUUUUAUGCUGCUUUCCUCUGAUACCACAGGUUGAUAACUCGCGUCUGUUGUGUAUGUGCACUUUUUUUUAAGCCACCAGUUCAAAAGAUGUGGAGCACUUGUGGUGUGCCAUCCCCUGCCUUCAUUCUCUGAGAUUUACAGAACCUGUCUUUUUUUUUUUUCCUUUUGUACCAAGGGCAGAGGCUGUGUCUAGGAUUGUAGUCCACCCGUCUUCCCUGGCUUCUGUUGGAGACCAUCUACUUACAUAGGAAGGGGGUGGAGAGCGCACUGUCACUGCGGGGCCCUGAAGCCCGUGGCAUCAUUUUCUUGUGGCCAGGCUUCUUCGUGAGUCACCGCUUUGUUUUGGGCCUCACUCUUGGUGGGAAUGGCAGUAUGUCCAUCUUGUACGUUAAUUUCUGGCUCAUUAAUACAGGAGUGACCCUGAGUCCCUGUGUAAUAUCCAGUAUUCGGCAAUCCUAGAAUGAUCUUAAGUAUGGCAAACCAAUUCCUUUGGGGUAAAAUCCAAAAUCCAAUAUUUAAAGGGGAUUUUUGGGGGGCCUGGGGGUAACACUGUAGAACAAGAGAAGAAGCCAUUUGUGACAGGUCAAAGAAUAUUAACAGGAUUGACUCGGGGAAGUGUGGCAGUUCUCAAAUGUAAUCAAUAAUUGUGAGAUUGAUGAAAAGCAAACAUGCAAAACAGAAGCAUUUCUGAUGAAGUGUUGGGUCCCUGGUACUGUAACAACCCUCUGUUUCUGCAAGUAUAUUUUUGAGUGUAAAGUCGAUAUUUUCAUUAAAAUGCAACUCAAUUUUUUUUUUUUUUACAGGGAUGCUUGAAUUUAUUUUACUGUGAUGAGUUGUAGUAGAAAAUGGUGAUUACACAGGUGACAGCCUUGGAAUAUUGAUGAUACUGAGGUCCUUACUGUUGAGAAUCGGUGUGGUCUGAUGCUUUUAAGAAUGGGCUUGGGUGGGAAUACCUGUUGCACACUGAAGGCCAUUUCAGCCUCGCAGAAGGCACCAUGCAAGCUCAGACGGUGCCAGAGUCGUUUCCUGUCAGGUUCCUCCCUCCUUGAGGUUAGGGAGGAAUGAGACGUGGAUGAGGUCGACUUUUAAGAGGGACGUCACGAAGUCGGGUCACCAGUGAAAUACCACAGUGCUCCAUGGGUCUUUCUCUUUUUCCUGUCACAUUCGAUGCUUGUUUCCUUAAAAGAACUGUGAAAGGAAAAAUGAGUCAUAACUUACCUUUGUGGAUUAUCCACUUAAUUUUGUGUAUUUUCGUAUCACUCAGGUAAAGUUGGAAAUGACAAGAGCACAGACAUCUAUUUUUUAAAUUGAUAAGGUAGAAAAUGAAAAGCACUUCUGUUUAUUCUAAUUAUCAUAUAUGCACAUCAUCUUAGCUAAUCAGAAAUAAUAUAUUCAUUUGUUUGGAGAAUUAAAUACAGUCAUCCUAUUACUAGUCAAGAAAUUUUUGCCAAAUGGGACAAAUAUACCUCCACUUAUAUUUUGUAUAUUCAAAAUGCAGUUUAAAAUAGGAAUAUGUAUGAGACACUUUUUUACAAAAAGUGCCAGAUAUACAUAUAUAACGGGUGUGUGUGUAACAUAAUUUAUAACAAUUUCUGUCAGUGCAGCCUAUACUGAAACUCAAGUUGUCUUCAACAUAGUCAAGAACAUUCAGAAUAAAAGAAGGUAAUCCAGUUUCAUAAUGUAAGUUUAUUUUUGUUAUUUGCCAUAUUUGGUUUCAAGCAGUAAUAAAGUUUUAUAACUCAGAUUUGAAUGUCAUAGUACAUUGUAUGGUAACCACAGCAAGCAGACAUUUACAUUUGUUUUUUUACACUCAGUUUCUUUUAAAAGUAUACUUUCUAUUUUUCUGUACUGACAUAUGCAAUAAAUUGAUACAUUAAAAGUUUGAUU
Molecule: messenger RNA, 4963 nt
Organism: Lepus europaeus (European hare)
Lineage: Eukaryota; Metazoa; Chordata; Mammalia; Lagomorpha; Leporidae
Gene: ABHD13
Product: abhydrolase domain containing 13
Exons: 2
Coding region: 78-1091 (337 amino acids)
Cellular component (GO): membrane
Molecular function (GO): palmitoyl-(protein) hydrolase activity
Source: RefSeq, a predicted model, not a curated record